Molecule: messenger RNA, 4989 nt
Organism: Rhododendron vialii
Lineage: Eukaryota; Viridiplantae; Streptophyta; Magnoliopsida; Ericales; Ericaceae
Product: replication protein A 70 kDa DNA-binding subunit B-like
Exons: 12
Coding region: 3793-4680 (295 amino acids)
Source: RefSeq, a predicted model, not a curated record
UAUCUCUCUCUUACUUUACUCUCGAUCGGAACGAAAUCCCUGAUCUCCACCGUGCCAGGGCAGCCGCUUGCCAAAGUCGAUUGAAUCCUCUUUCGAUUGCGCGAGGCACCUCACUAUUGACGAGUCUUUCACCGAAAUUGAAGACGUAGAACCUUUUCUCUUACUCCAUGGGAUCGGAAGCACGGAGCUGGCGCAGAUGAGGCGGCAGAACGACGGAGAUGGCGACCCUUUGGUUGUUAGAAGAUCGUGGGAAUCACUGUCCACCGUUUGGAUCAUUGCAUCUACAAGCUAUUAGAGAUUUGGGCGAGCAAAGGAUGCUCAUAUCUCAACCUCUCUCUGUGCUAUUAACUAUGCAUGCCUCUCUUGCGCUUGCCCAGCUCUAGGGGCUGGCUGCUGCUAUGUGUGUGCAAGGGGGUGUGUGCCGACUUUUACUUCCACUUUUCAGCUCUUAUUUUGGACUUUGGGCAUGUGUGUGCAAUUGUUAACUUCGAGUUUUCAGUUCUUAUUUGGACUGCCUUGCAAGUGUGUGUGUGUUGUAGCAGGCUAAUUGUGUUUUGUCAUUUGUUUCUUUAGGUUAAUAGCUUACCACAUCUGAAUUGGUUCAGUUAAAUGUAAUUAGUUGGCAGGGAGCACAUCAUGGUCUUCCUCCCAUUUCGUGUUGUUCAUGGUGUCAACUUAGGUCAGAUUAAGUAGUUACUAGAAGGGGAAAAAACCUUAGCUCAAGAAAGCAUAGAGAGGGGAUCAAUAAGGCUGUGUUUGGACCAUGCAUCUGUGGAGUGAUUCACCAAGGACUAAGGAAAUAGUUUCCCCAAAAUUAAGUUUAGCUUUGCUUAAUUAUUUCUUAUCUCUUCCGAUAACCUUGUGUUUCCCUCCACAGACCCAUGAUCAAACACAACCUUUGGGUGGAGGCUACAAAGUAGGCUCAUCAAUAUUGUUUGCUGAAAAUGGUUAGAGCUGACAAUAAUUAGGUACCGCAGAGCAUAUGAAGUCAAUGUUUAUAAUUCUCUUCCAUGACUUGCAAAUACCUCGUUGAUAAGUUACUUUACCGUCGCUUAAAUUGUAGUAUCCUAUUUGUUCUCAUUCGACAUCACUGGUAGUCAUAAAAUUGGGUUCCUUGGUAUUCAAGGACCAGGGUAAUCAAAUGGAUGAUCCAGGUAACUAUGCAGUAUGGAUUAACAUGUUUCGUAUGUUUGAUAUUAAUUUUGUAGAGCCUGAAAUUUGUCGACUCUUCCAUCAAUGCUUGAUGCAGGUUCCAUUCACUAGAAGAAUUCGAUGAGGGCAAGAGAAGUUGCAGGAAGCGUCUUGAUGGACACUACUGUAGGAGAAGAAAGCCUCAACCGGAACCCUUGUCAUGUGCGGGGAGCUUUUUGUCUAAUUACCAAGGUUCUGGUCAUCAUUUCGCACAAAAUUCUCGCAGCAAGCUUCUUCUCUUAUUAGUUUCUGAAGUGAUUUUAUUGAUCAUUACAUGGCCUGAUAUGAACACUUUUAAUUGUUGUGGUGGACACAUGAGCUCAUGCCCGCUGAUAGAAGAACUGACUUUUUUUUGUUAAUAAUUCAUAUGCAACUGAAUUCAAUCUUGUUGGCUAUCAAAUGCUUCAUUAACUUGCCUAUUAAUGAUGCUGUUAAGUGAAAAUUAUUAUUUAUAUCCUUUUGGCAUUUUGAGCCCAGCAAUUCCAUCUAUUUCCCUUUUUUUUUUUGGGGGUGCUUAGAUCUAUCGUGGAGGUAGCAGUUCAACUUGUAAUAUCAUAUGUUAGGUUCUGAAAUGGAAAUAUGCACUCUUUUGGUCAUCUACCAAAAGAACAGACCACAAAAAAAGAAAACCUAAUUUAAACUUGUUUUACAACAAUCUCCAAAAAAAACCCCUAAUCAACCAAAAGAAUAAACAAGAAACACUAAAUACAUUUAAUUAUUAGACCAACGAACAUAACCAAACGUGCGUAGCACGUUGCAAACAACCUAGUAAUAAGAACAGGUUUGAGGGAUGCCCAAUUUUGGUCCCAUUUUUCCAAUAAUGCCCCCGGAGGUUCUAGGCUAGAGGGCUUUGGGUGUCUAAAAUGGUAAUUUUGCUUGAGCCUGGGGUAGUGGGCUAGCUGGCGUAAUCUUGGUGGUCUGUGGGAUGGGUGCAGUAUCUCGCCCGUUCGUUCUCCUGUCUUCCCUGAUGGCUGUCCUCACUCCUUUGCAUUUCGUUGUUUUUUCUUUUGUUGGAGCCAGCUCCAGUGAUUUCUGGCAUUCUCCUCUGUUUCUAGGGCUUUCUGCUGCGUCAUUUUCCAGGUAACUAUUCUGCCUUCGUCUCCUUCUCUGUUUUGCGGUGUUGUUCUGCAUUUUCGGUUCGGUUUGUUGGGUCUUUUCGUUUGUGGUGUUGAUUCUGUGAUUAGCUUAGUUGUGUGGUCUCCCCAAUGGCUUUGGGUCCGUUUAUUUUGUUGCCGAGAUCCUAUUAUCUUUUUAUUGUUUCCUGUGCUGGUCACUUGUGCUGCUCAUAGUGUUAGCUCCUUGGCUUUAUUUGUUACUCGGAGUUGUUGUCUGGAGAUUUGGUUUUGUGUUGUCUAGCUCAUGCGUGGAUGCUCUUCAGUUUAGCCGUCUUUUUUGUGCGUUUAUUUUGCAGGAGAGGAUGGUAGUCCAUGCUCCGUUUCUCCGUUGGGAUAAGAUUCCCAACCCUUCUCCCUUGUCUUCUUCUACAGUAGCUUCAUAUUUUCUGCAAACAGCUGAAGGGGAACAGGUGAUGCUGCUUUUGCGGUGCGUGGCAAUGACAAUCGUAUGGUUUACCAGCCAUCUCAUGAGUUUGUUGAAGACUACCAGGGUGUUUUCAAUUUGGGCUAUGUUAGUGAGUGGAAUUAUGACUUCCAGUUAAAUGCAUGGUUGGAUGAUCUUGUGUACCAUUUGUUUGUGAGGUACAGUGAGGAAGGUAUAUAUACACAAAGACUAUGUUUUUAGCUGCCCAAAUUUGAGAAUGUUAUCUAUUGUGCAGAUUUGCAUCUUCCAUUUACACAGCUUUUCAUUUCUGCCUUUUUCUGUGCGAUUAACUUUUAAGAUUUUUCUGCGCAGUUGUUGAUCAAUGCUGGUAUCUAAAAAAACUUUCCAUGCCUGGUGUCACUGAGGUUAGCUCUUACAUUUUCUUAUGGUUUCACCCCUCUCCCUUGGCUACAGGUUUCCCCUGGGGUCAGAUAUAUAAAGUAAUAGAGUUGUCUGGCUUUUUCGCAGAGAUUGCCCCGUGCUCUUCGUCAAUACUUCCCUACUAAUGGUUCAAGUACUUGGAUUCUCUUUGCUUUUUGAAAAGAAUUUUUCAAAAAAUUCUCCGAGGUUCUCCCUACUUUCAAGAUUUCUCUCUAUCUCUCUCUACUUAUUACCCCUACUAUUUUUUAAAAAAAUUUUCAAAACACAAACCAAACACAGCAUUGGUCAGUAGAGAUUAUCGACCAUGAGUUUCGCAAAAAUUGGGACGAGUUCCGCCAGGCACAUCAGCUCGAGGUUGACCAUAGGAUUGUUUUUUCGUGCGAACGUCAGUGGAUCUUUCAUGUGACUGUUUGAUAAAGAUGGCUGUGAACUUGUGUUUGAUUGGUCUAGGCCAAGUGGUCGCUGGCAAGAUUUGCCCCCACCUUCAGGUAAUCUACAGACUGCUUGCUUUCCUUCGGUUCUUGUUGAUUCUCAUGCAGUAGUGAGAUUCAUUUACUACGAUGUCUAUGGGCCUGACUUCCGGAAUAUGUCCUCUUUGCCAUUCUUGAAGGUGGCACUCAAAAACCAGCAAAUCAAUCGCGUGUUACAGAUGUUCGUGUUAUAGAUCAAAGCUUGCAGCCGAUGAUCAUAUCUCUCUGGGAUCACUUCAGCGAUUAUGAAGCACUCACAACGACAACUUUACCAGGCACAUUUCCAGUUGCACUUGGACACAGGCUGAAAACUUCAACAUACUACGGUCUUUCCCUUGCCACUAAAAUUACCUCAUCGUUUAUCCUCAAUCCACAAAUACCAGAAAAUGCAGCACUCCAAUCCUGGUGCCUUGCCAAUGCCGCCAAGAUCAGAGAAUUACCACCAAUGGCAACAAUGCAAGCUCUCAUGGUCAAAUCUGCUGCCCCUCCAUUAACUGAUGCAAUCAACAUUAUCAACCUUCCUACCUCAGUCGAGAAGGUCCAACUCAUUAAUGUGAAAGGCAUAGCAAAACUUACCAAUUUCAAUCAACGGUUCUAUUAUCUUGCUUGCUCACUAUGCAACAGAGCAUCAAAUGCAUAUGAAGAUCAUGAACUCUGGUGCAAUUACUGUUUCCAACGAGUUCCACCACUAGCAAGGGUUAAGUUCAACAUUGAGGUCAGCGAUCCAACAGCAUCGAUCGAGGCAACAAUCUUCCCAGAAAUUGUUGAGCAAUUCUACGGCAUUACGGAAGCCAACAUAGACACAACUGAACCUAAUGCACCACUCUCGCCGGAGCUCCUUGACCAGCUUGCUGAACCCAAGAGAUGCAACAUCACACUCAAAGCUUACAUGAACACCUAUGCUGGAAUUUCGCAGUGCAAGUUCAAUGUCUAUUCAAUGUCUGCCAUACCACUGCCAACACUGGAUGACCAACAAAAUCUUCAACAAACACUGGCCCUACCUCCUCCAACACCAAUCAAAAACGAAAAAAGCGUCACUGCAUCAGCAUCUUCCCACCCAGCCAAAGAAAUUUCAGGCAAAAAACGCAAGCUGAACUGAAGCCAUAAACCGUAAAGCCUACUCCCACCUCUACUAUCAAUGGCUGCUCCCUUUUGAAGUACUUUCACGUUGCUAUGAAUGCCUACUCCCAGCUCUACUAAUCUUAUGCUCCUUGACCAUCUCAAAGUCAACUAAUGCUUUUGAUGCACUGUGUUGUCUAUAUAUACAUCAGCCGGUCCUUUUGAUACUUUAAUCAACCUUUGUAAUAUAUCUACGUAUGUGCACUGUAUUAUGCAUAUCUAGAUGAACUGAUACUUUUGAUCCUCUGAUCAAUUUAUGUGAUAUAUCUAGCAACCUAUAUCCAUGCUA